AUGAGAAGGGAAAACUCCACAUUUCUGACAGAAUUUGUCCUUACUGGACUUACACAACAUCAAGAGCUUCAGUUCCCCUUGUUUCUAGUUUUCUUGGUCAUCUACCUGCUUACCAUUGUGUGGAACUUUGGUCUGAUUGCUCUCAUCUGGAAGGACCCUCACCUUCAUAUUCCCAUGUACAUUUUCCUGGGGAAUUUAGCCUUUGUGGAUGCUUGCUUAUCAUCCACGGUGACACCGAAGAUGCUGGUAGACCUCAGAGAUGAGAGCAGGACGAUUUCUUAUUCCCAAUGUAUGACACAGUUUUUCUCCUUUGCCAUCUGGGUAACUGUAGAAUGUUUUCUCCUGUCAGCAAUGGCUUAUGAUCGCUAUGUAGCCAUAUGCAGCCCCUUACUUUAUCCAGUGAUUGUGACUAAUACACGGUGCAUCUGGCUAAUAGUUUUGUCCUAUGUAGGUGGACUUGUUCAUGCUUUAAUUCAUGGAGUUUUAUUAUUCAGAUUAACCUUCUGUAAUUCCAAUAUAAUACAACACUUUUAUUGUGACAUUAUGCCAUUUUUUAAGAUUUCCUGUACUGACACUUCUAUAAAUUAUCUAAUGGUAUUUAUUUUUGCUGGCUUAAUUCAGCUAGUUACGAUUGGAACUGUCAUUAUUUCCUAUACACUUGUGCUCUUCACCAUUUUACGAGCGAAGUCGAUGAAAAGCGUGCGGAAAGCGUUCUCCACGUGUGGAGCCCAUCUCCUGUCGGUGUCCUUGUACUAUGGAACCCUUUUCAUCAUGUAUGUGCUCCCCACAUCUCAGCAAGCAGAUGACCCCGACAUAAUGGACUCUCUGUUUUACACGGUCAUAAUCCCUGUGCUAAAUCCAGUGAUCUACAGUCUGAGAAACAAGCAAGUCAUAGAUUCCCUGAGAAAAAUAUUUAAGAAACGUUCUUAG
Messenger RNA from Perognathus longimembris pacificus (Pacific pocket mouse), 930 nucleotides. RefSeq names its product olfactory receptor 5H2-like. The record is from RefSeq and is a predicted model, not a curated record. Gene Ontology annotation, cellular component: membrane. Gene Ontology annotation, biological process: sensory perception of smell; G protein-coupled receptor signaling pathway. Gene Ontology annotation, molecular function: odorant binding; G protein-coupled receptor activity; olfactory receptor activity. NCBI's taxonomy places the organism in Eukaryota, Metazoa, Chordata, Mammalia, Rodentia, Heteromyidae. Bases 1 to 930 code for a protein of 309 amino acids. The transcript has a single exon.